Messenger RNA from Saprolegnia diclina VS20, 2661 nucleotides. RefSeq lists its product as hypothetical. Bases 112 to 2280 code for a protein of 722 amino acids. The record is from RefSeq and is a predicted model, not a curated record. NCBI's taxonomy places the organism in Eukaryota, Oomycota, Saprolegniomycetes, Saprolegniales, Saprolegniaceae. The transcript has a single exon.
CAGCGCGCGACGGCAGAUUCCUCAGCAGAAAGGACACGGCGCCAGCUGGUGCAAAGUCGGGCGACGUUGUCGUCAUCCGCGGACCGAGCGCAUUCGUCAAGGACCACGAGGAUGCAGCACCACUGGCGUAGCCCGCAGCUGCUUGUGCUGCUGCUAUUUGUGCUGCUCUUGGCCCCUGAGACGCACGCCAAGUGGACAGCGACCGAGAACGACACGUUCUACAUUGGCAACGACAUCAAGGUCACGCACCAAGCGUCGCCUGGCGCGUGCAAGCGCGACUGCGCCGCCGUCGUCGGCUGCGUCCUGUAUGUCUGGGAGCCGCGCGACGGUGGCACAUGCUUGCUCAAGAGCCACAAGGGCGUGCAGGCGCCGCUGCCCGGCGUGCAAGCUGCCACCCUCGUGCAUCAAUCGAUCGACGCGAAGAACUUGGUCCCACGCGGGCGGCUCGACCACCGCGCGAUCGAGUUUGGCAUUGACGGCGACGCACCGCUGCCGCGCGUGCCGUAUCAUUACGUGGUCGGUGCGCAGUGGAAUGUCUUCUUCCCGCGCGCACUAUACACGGCCGUCUUCAACGCCAGCGAGCGCGUCUUUGAUCCCGAAUUCACGCUGUCAUCGGACGUCGAGAUCCCGUCGCCGUACGCGGCCGUCGAGUCGAUUGGCGAGUGCGCGCGCAUUGCUGCAUCCCAGGACUUUGCCUUCUUCACGUACCUUCCGUCGCCGCAGCUGUGCGUGCCGGUGGCCUUUCCCAACACCAACCCGAAUGGCGACCGCGCCGCCGUCUUGCGGCACCCCCUGGCCGGUGCCCACGUCACGAUGAGAUACCCGAAAAAAGUGCCGUCGUCGUUCACACACGCGGCGCCGAACGCUACGAGUGCCGAGGCGUGCCUCGCGGCGUGCGAAGCCGCAACGUCGACCUGCGUCGGGUAUCACUUCAUGAAGGGGUCAUGUGCGCUGGUGGCGCCGCGGCCCGCACCGUCCGACGUCGUUGCUGGCUGGGUGCACCAAGACGUUGCGCACGAAGAAGACGUGAUGAUCCGCAUGGCGUACAUGCCGGGAUUUGCGCUCACGGGGUACGUCGAGCGACAGGGCCCGAAGAAGCCGUCGCGCUACGACUGCGGCGAGUGGGUCGAGAUCACGCAGCACACGUUCUUCCACUACGACGAGGCGACGGGCGCCUGCGCGUACUUUGACCCAGCGCCGUCGUCGACCAACAAGACGAUCCAGCUCCAGUAUACGCGCAACGAGCUGUUGCAGCUGCCGGGGCACCUCCCAACGACCCCGGUUCUGGCGACGCUCUCGGCGCCAACGGCAUCGGCCUGCGACGCGCUGUGCCUCCCGGCCAAGGACAAUUGCUUCGCGACCGUCUUUGACGCGGUGACGCGCGAGUGCGUCUUGCACACGCCGACGCCAGACCCGGCACGCACGCUCGCGUGGCUCGCACCGCGACGGCUCCUCGACAAUCUGCAGACAGUCACGGAAGCGCAUUUUUUCGUCACGGCGCACCAAGACGACCACGAGCUCUUCAUGGCCGAGACCGUGCUGCAGCGUCUCAACGCGACAACCUCGAAAGCCGUCUUUGUCUACGUGACGGCGGGCGACGCCAACGAGACCAACGGCUGGUGGGAAGCGCGUGAGACGGGCACCUUGGCCGCGUCCAAAGCGUGGGUCGAGGCGCUCGGGCUCUUCAACUCGCGCGUUCGCAUCGAAACCAUCUUUCUCGCGCAGCACAGCGUGCACAAGGCGACGAUCGGCAACGCAGUGCACUACUUUUUACGGCUCACCGAGGCCGCGGUCGAAGCCUUCAUGUUGCGCAAGGAGCUCGCAGUGCCGCCUGUCGACCGGCCGAGCGAGCGCUAUCACCGUCUCGACGACAUCAAGGAGGUUCUGCACGCCAUCAUGUACCGCGAAAGCAACCGGAUCCCGACCGUGACGCUGGCGACGCACGAAUUCAAAGGGUUUGCAGCCGACGAUAUUGGCGUCGACCACGAGCUGCAUGAACGUACGGGCGAAAUGCUGGACGAGAUUGUGGCCACGUCAAGUGACUUUGGUAACUGCGUCGCUCGGACCUUCUACUACGGCUACCAGCGCUGGCUGCACCCAAGAAAUAUGUCGCCGGUCGCCACGCGCCUCCAGCGGCACGUGUGGGCAAGCGUCUCGAGCGACAUGUUUGACGAGCACAAGAUUUUCUACCCUGUUUGGCUCGACCACGCGCAGCACCUCGGUCGACAGUAUAUCUCCCGCACGAUUGCCGCCAAUGGCAAGUGCAAAGUUGAUUUUUAGAUUAGGAACCGAUUUCGUCAUUUUGAUUUUAUUAACCUCCUGCAACAUUCUCCCAAUUUGGACGAGUGGACACCAUUGUCAUCCAGUCAAAAACGCAGGAGCGCGUUACGUGUUGCAGCAGCGGUGCGGCUCGAGGGGACCUUCCACUAUAGCUCCUCGGCCUGUCUCGCCCGCGUUUGCUCUUGGGACGUAGGCGCGACCCGGCGAGCGACUAUGACGCAGAAGGAGCUGCUAUUCUCGUCUCUACUGCGUACUGCAUAGAAGGCGAGGUACCACCAAGGACAACGCGCAACACGUUAUAGUCGGCGUCGAGCCAUUUGCCCUUCCCAAGGCCAUUCCCAUUGAAGCGCAUCGAGUUUGGUAGUGGUGGCAUGUCAAUCG